Molecule: messenger RNA, 3392 nt
Organism: Falco peregrinus (peregrine falcon)
Lineage: Eukaryota; Metazoa; Chordata; Aves; Falconiformes; Falconidae
Gene: ADAM8
Product: ADAM metallopeptidase domain 8
Exons: 22
Coding region: 73-2703 (876 amino acids)
Biological process (GO): positive regulation of cellular extravasation; positive regulation of membrane protein ectodomain proteolysis; inflammatory response
Molecular function (GO): metalloendopeptidase activity; cell adhesion molecule binding
Source: RefSeq, a predicted model, not a curated record
GUGGCGGUGAGUCACGGCGGGCGGGGGCUGCCGGCGCGGCGUUGGGGCUGGCACCGCGGGCACCUCCGAGCCAUGGCCCCGGCGCUCGCCCUGCGCCGCCGGCUCCUGCUGCCGCCGCUGCUGCCGCUGCUGCUGCUGCUGCUGCUGCUGCCGCUGCUGCCGCUGCCCCACGGUGCUGCUGCCAGGCUGGAGGAGAAGCUUGCCCACGUCGAGAAGUACGAGACAGUGAUGCCACGCAAGGUGACAGAUCCUCGGGGGAAGAGGGACCUCCCUGUGCGACCGAGCAUCUACCCGGACCACAUCCUCUACAGUGUCCGUGCUGAAGGCAGGGACUACCUCCUGCGGCUGGAGAAGAACAAGGAGCUUCUGGGACAGCAUUACACCGAGACGCACUACUUGGCUGAUGGCACGGAGAUCACAGAGAAGCCAAAUAUUCAGGAUCAUUGCUUUUAUCAGGGCCACGUGCAAGGACAUGCCAACUCAGCAGCGAGCAUCAGCACCUGUGGUGGGCUCAGUGGGUUUUUCCGGGUGAAUGAAACCACCUUCCUGCUGGAGCCCUUGGAGGAGGAUGCGGCUGGCUGGCACGCAGUGUACAGAGCAGCUCACCUGCGGGGGAAGCGCGGCACGUGCCAGGAGUCCGGUGCCACCCUGGAAUAUGACCAUGAACCAAAAAUUCCCGCAGCCAUGAAGCUCUACCGCUGGAAAUCAGCUCCGUUACGGAAAGGUCCCCGAUAUGUGGAGCUGGUCCUGGUCGUGGACAACGAGGAGUUCCGAAAACACAAGGACUUGCGCACAGUACAGAACCGCAUGAAGGAAAUCGUGAACCACGUCGACAAGCUUUAUCAGCCUCUUCGCCUGCGGGUGGCCUUGAUUGGCUUGGAGGUGUGGAGCCACAAGGACAAAAUCAUGGUCAGUCCCAACCCAGAGGUGACACUGGACAACUUUCUCCACUGGCGGGAGGCAGAGCUGCUGCGGAGGAAGCCACAUGACAAUGCCCAGCUGAUCACGGGCAUAGACUUCCACGGCACAACCGUAGGGCUCGCCAAGAAGCUUGUGAUGUGCACCAGGGACUCAGGCGGUGUCAACCAGGACCACAGCACAAAUCCUAUCGGUGCUGCAUCCACCAUGGCUCAUGAGAUGGGACACAACCUGGGGAUGUCUCAUGACGAAGAUGUUGCUGGCUGCCGCUGUCCAGUCCCCAAAGCAGAUGGAGGUUGUGUCAUGGCGGCAAGUGUUGGCGUGGUUUACCCCAAGCUCUUCAGCCGCUGCAGCGAGCAGGACAUGUGGCAGUUCCUCGGGGACCCCAGGACCAGCUGCCUGCUGAAUGUCCCCAGGGCGGAUGAGCUGUAUGGGGGGCCGGUGUGUGGGAACCAGUUUGUGGAGCGGGGAGAGCAGUGUGACUGCGGCACGCCAGAGGAGUGCUCCGACCGCUGCUGCAAUGCCACCACUUGCCAGCUGAGAGAGGGAGCAGAGUGUGCCCAGGGGGACUGCUGCCAGGACUGCAAGGUGAAGGAUGCCGGUGUGCUCUGCCGGGCCAGCAAGAAUGACUGCGACCUGCCUGAGCACUGCACUGGCCUCAGCGCCGAGUGCCCAGAGGAUGUCUUCCAGGAGAACGGCAUCUCCUGCCAGAAUGGCAACGGCUACUGCUACAACGGGGCCUGCCCCUCACAUGGCGAGCAGUGCCGCACACUCUGGGGCACAGAGGCCCAGGUGGCUCCUGAUGUCUGCUUUAAGCACAACAGCGAGCAGCACCUUCACCUCCACUGCCUCACCGAGUAUGGGAAGCGACCCUGCAGCCCCAAGGAUGUGAAGUGCGGCACACUGCUGUGCCUGAGUGACAACACCAGCCCCGUCCUCGGCGGUGGCUCCUACUCCCUCUUCUUUGGCCGCUUCAAGUGCAAGGCGGUCAUUGCUGGCAACGAUGCCAACGAGGUGGUGGCCAAGCUCAGGCUGGUGCCCACCGGCGCCAAGUGCGGAGAGGAGAUGGUCUGCUACGCCGGACGCUGCCAGAACCUCCUGGUCUACGGCAACAAGAACUGCUCGGCCAAGUGCAACAACCAUGGGGUGUGCAACCACAAGCGGGAGUGUCACUGCGAGCCGGGCUGGGCAGCGCCUUACUGUGAGCAGAAGAUUUCAGGGGUGGUGGCAGGGAGCAGCAGCGUGGCCCUGGCAGCUGCGCUGGCUGUGCUGGUGCUCGCCGGCAUCACGCUCGGCAGUGGCGUUGUGCUCUUCAGAGGCAGGGGGACGAAGCUCUUCCAGAAAGGGACCCCCAGCGGGCCUGCUGCAGGUCUUGCCAACCCACUCUUCCACGAGGGCGGCCGGAUGCGCCCCCCCCGCCGCCAGCUGUCCCACCGUGACAUCGGGCCCCCCAACCUGCUUAGCAGUACGGCAGCCCCACAGGCCGCCCGCCCGCUCAGGCCGUGCCGCCCAGCCCCACAGCCACCGGCACCAGUGCCCCAGAUGACAUCUCCAGCGACACCAGUGCCCCAGAUGACAUCUCCAGCCCCUCCAGGAUGGCCCCUGCAGCAGGUGAAGCCAAAGCCACCCAGCAAGCCUCUCCCGGCACUGAAGAGCAAGGAGCCGAGCCGUGGUGAAGGGCCCCCAGGACCAUCACUCCCUCGCUCCCUGCUGACACCUCCCUCAGUCUUUCAGCAGGGUGUCCCCCUGAAGGUGGCCCUGAAGCCGUCCCCGGCCAGGAGGUGACCAAGGAUGCUCCAUCUGCCACCACGGCUGAGGAGCUGCUGGCUCUGGUGCUCAGGUGGCACAGCUGGAGAGCCACCGUCUUGCUUCCACCCUUACUUGAAUUGCUCACCGGACCCUCCCCCGGGAGGGCACCAGUGUUUACGGAUAUUUGAGUUGUGCCUUAACAGACUUCGUAGCCUCACGGCUGGCCCAGGGAGAGCCAUCACCCGGGGCUUUGAGGGGGAGACCAGGAGCAGGGACGAUGCCAGCUCUGGUUUUGAGGCCAGCCCCAGGCUCUCCUGUGCCCUGGGAGCUGCUGCCUUCUCUCCCUGAACCUGUCCUGCUCCUCCUGCCCCUUCCCUGCUGGGGCUGCGUCAAGGAGCCCAUCGGCUCACCGGGGCAGGAGUGCUGCACCCAGGGGCCCAUGCCCCAGGGCCACCACCCUGGCUGGGGACAGUCACACGGGAGGGCCUCACCAGGUCUUUGGCAGGUCUAAGCCAGGCUUAACUUCCCCUCGGAGCUUUUAUCUCUGAAGUUAUCACUUGAGUUACUGUCCUCCUGAAAGGGAAUUUCCUGGGAGCCUUUUUACUGCAGCCACUAACUUAUGACAAUUAUGUGACCAUUUUGAACCACCUCUUGUGAAACCAGGCCUCCCCCUUUUUGAUAUAAUUUAGGUUGAAUGCUUUUAUACCAAUAAAAGACUGAAGGUA